This is a messenger RNA of Drosophila simulans, 783 nucleotides long. RefSeq lists its product as uncharacterized. The record is from RefSeq and is a predicted model, not a curated record. The transcript has a single exon. The coding region runs from base 1 to 783 and encodes 260 amino acids. NCBI's taxonomy places the organism in Eukaryota, Metazoa, Arthropoda, Insecta, Diptera, Drosophilidae.
AUGUCUGGAAAAAACAAUAUUACUCCAGGUGGCAGCCACAUAUGUGGAAAUCCACCCUCGGCUAAUCCCGAGGCUAGGGCACGGAUUCUGGAGGCCCUACCCAACAUUCCCCCCAUCCCCGCCCCGACGGCGGCACACUUGGCCGUCGGAACAAGCAAUGCAACAAGUGCAAGCAAAGAAGAGGAGAGCUUGGCGUUUGGAAAAAGGUCAAAGGUUUUAAGGACCCCACCCCAAAACCCGAGCGAUGGCACCCCCAAGAGACCAUUGGAGGCAACAUCACCCCCUACCAGAGCUCAACUAGCAAAGCGGGUCAAGACCCCCCAGCUAGAAAUCGAGGAGAUGGGAGAAAUCCUGGACGACCUUCUGACGAAGGUCAACCUCAACGGGGUGAGGAGCAUUAAUCUGGCAAUGAAGAACUCAUUCGCCAGAUUGAAGGAGCUCCAAUUAAAGCUGCGCACUAGGCUGCCGGAGGCGGAGAAAACGAAGGUCGGACGUACGGCAAAAGCAGAUGCUAGCCAACAGACCACCCCUAAGCUCCCAUCCGGCCUCGAAGAACCGUGCAUCGUUAAGGGCAGCCCUAAGCCAAAGGAUCGCACGGCGCUGUCUGCGAAGAGAGCCCAGCGACCCGACCACCAGAAGGCUGCGGGACCCAAGCGCCUACCAAGGGCUCCGCCCCAAGCCACUGUAGCGGGAAAGAAGUCGCAACCAAACUUGCAGCAACCGCCCGGACCGCGCAAGAAGAGACCGCCGAGGGAGAGACCAGAUGCGUCCCAGCCUACCUAG